AUGCACAGAAACCAACGUGCGAUACAUUACCCACCGGAGACCGUCGACCUCUUGGAUCCCUAUCUUCUUCUCAUCCAUCAGGGUGUCAUCGAAGAUGUCUUUGUCCAAGACUUGAAAGAACGCAAUAUUGAAGUACGAAGGGAUACCACACUCAUGGAUUUUACCUAUACCGGGAAAACUUGUCCAAUCGAAGUCACGCAUUUGGCAGAAAAUCAGUACCGCUGCACCACGAAUACCAAGUACCUUGUCGGAUGCGAUGGAUCGCGUUCGGCGAUACGAAAAACCAUUGGAGCUCAAUUCAAAGGAGCUUCAUCCGAUUCUGUCUGGGGCAUACUGGACGGCCAAAUCGAAACAGACUUUCCAGACAUCUGGUCCAAAGGCCUGGUCUAUUCCGAAGAAAUCGGAUCAAUCAUGCUCAUGCCGCGCGAGAGAAACAUGACUCGGGUGUACGUGGAGCUAAAGCCGGAACUGAGAGGGGGCACAUCCAGAGACGAGCUUUCCCAACAGCUUGUCAUGCAAAGAGCUAAAGAAAUCAUGUAUCCAUUUCGUCUCAAGUGGAAGACCGUCGAAUGGUUUGGGAGGUACGUAGUCGGUCAGAGGGUCUCCACCAAAUUUGCAGAUCAUAGGAGGCGGGUGUUUAUCUGUGGAGACGCCGCCCACACGCACUCGCCCAAGGCCGCGCAGGGGAUGAACACAUCGAUGCACGAUGCAUGGAACCUUGCAUGGAAGCUUAACUUUGCCGUACGCAAGUUGGCAAAACCCGAACUCCUCGCAACCUACGAAGUCGAGCGGCGUAGGGUCGCCGAAGACCUGAUUAAUUUCGACUACGAGCACGCCAAAACCUUUGCAGCAGGCGAUUGGGAUGCCUUGGCUAAGAAUUUCGCCUCCUAUACCCGCUUCAUUUCAGGAAUGGGUGCGGAAUACGAACCGAACGCGCUCAACCGUCUGUCUGACUCGAUGGGGUCUGGUGACCUGAAGCCCGGAUGCCUACCCACCCCAGCAAAAGCUACGCGUUACGCCGACGCCAACCCGGUGGACGUCCAACUGGAUAUCCCGAUGCUUGGCCAGUUCCGCAUCUAUUUCUUCUGCAACAGCGCACGAACCAGUCGGCCCUUUAUCGACGUCGUCUGUAGGCAGGCUAACUCGCAGCAGUCCUUCACCGGCCGCAUGAGCGCCGCUACUGAUGCCAGUUACACAAUACAGCCGCCGAUAGCUGCUCCGCAUGACGAGUUCAUCUGCCCGGGCCGCUACACCACUACGUCAUGUCUUUUCACCUGGGCUCUCAUUACUCCCACACCAAGGGCUGCGUUCGAGUUGGCAGAUCUACCACAGGUGCUCCGCGAAUCCCCUUGGACAGUCUACUUAGAUGACAUUCCAUGGGAAGACACACGGGGCAAAGGCUGUAUAGAAAAGUGGCUUGGCGGUCUUCAAGGAGAUGAGACGGCUCUGGCUAUCAUACGUCCGGACGGAUACGUUGGUACAUUGCGAAUUUGGCAGGAUGGGAGUAGGAGCAGUGGAAAAGAAGCUGUGGAGUGGAUGGAUGAAUAUUUCGAGGGUUUCCUGUCUGAUAUUGUGUAG
Lasiodiplodia theobromae is the source of this 1578-nucleotide messenger RNA. RefSeq names its product Monooxygenase FAD-binding protein. Gene Ontology annotation, molecular function: FAD binding. The coding region runs from base 1 to 1578 and encodes 525 amino acids. The record is from RefSeq and is a predicted model, not a curated record. The transcript has 4 exons. NCBI's taxonomy places the organism in Eukaryota, Fungi, Ascomycota, Dothideomycetes, Botryosphaeriales, Botryosphaeriaceae.